Callorhinus ursinus (northern fur seal) is the source of this 1101-nucleotide messenger RNA. RefSeq names its product NK6 homeobox 1 (gene NKX6-1). Gene Ontology annotation, biological process: cell differentiation; regulation of transcription by RNA polymerase II. Gene Ontology annotation, molecular function: RNA polymerase II cis-regulatory region sequence-specific DNA binding; DNA-binding transcription factor activity, RNA polymerase II-specific. The record is from RefSeq and is a predicted model, not a curated record. Gene Ontology annotation, cellular component: nucleus. NCBI's taxonomy places the organism in Eukaryota, Metazoa, Chordata, Mammalia, Carnivora, Otariidae.
AUGUUAGCGGUGGGGGCGAUGGAGGGCACCCGGCAGAGCGCGUUCCUGCUCAGCAGCCCGCCCCUGGCUGCCCUGCACAGCAUGGCCGAAAUGAAGACCCCGCUGUACCCCGCGGCAUACCCCCCGUUGCCCACCGGCCCCCCCUCCUCCUCGUCCUCCUCAUCCUCCUCCUCGUCGCCCUCCCCGCCUUUGGGCGCCCACAACCCAGGCAGCCUGAAGCCCCCGACCGCGGGGGGGCUCUCAUCCCUGGGCAGCCCCCCACAGCAGCUCUCAGCCGCCACCCCCCACGGCAUCAACGACAUCCUGAGCCGGCCCUCCAUGCCCGUGGCCUCAGGGGCCGCCCUGCCCUCCGCCUCGCCCUCGGGUUCCUCCUCCUCCUCUUCCUCGUCCACCUCCGCUUCCUCCGCUUCCGCAGCUGCCGCGGCGGCCGCGGCCGCUGCAGCCGCCGCCUCAUCCCCAGCGGGGCUGCUGGCUGGCCUGCCCCGCUUCAGCAGCCUGAGUCCACCGCCGCCGCCGCCUGGGCUCUACUUCAGCCCCAGCGCAGCGGCCGUGGCCGCCGUAGGUCGGUACCCCAAGCCGCUGGCCGAGCUGCCCGGCCGGACGCCCAUCUUCUGGCCAGGAGUUAUGCAGAGCCCACCCUGGAGGGACGCCCGCCUGGCCUGCACUCCUCAUCAAGGAUCCAUUUUGUUGGACAAAGACGGGAAGAGAAAACACACGAGACCCACGUUUUCUGGCCAGCAGAUCUUCGCUCUGGAGAAGACUUUCGAACAAACGAAAUACUUGGCGGGGCCCGAGAGGGCUCGCUUGGCCUAUUCGUUGGGGAUGACGGAGAGUCAGGUCAAGGUCUGGUUCCAGAACCGCCGGACCAAGUGGAGGAAGAAGCACGCGGCCGAGAUGGCCACGGCCAAGAAGAAGCAGGAUUCGGAGACCGAGCGGCUCAAGGGGGCUUCGGAGAACGAGGAGGAGGACGACGACUACAACAAGCCUCUGGACCCCAACUCGGACGACGAGAAAAUCACGCAGCUGCUGAAGAAGCACAAGUCCAGCAGCGGCGGCGGCGGCCUCCUGCUGCACGCGUCCGAGAACGAGAGCUCGUCCUGA